GAAACAGAAACAGAAUACGAAACAGAACACAGAACAGAGGGGAAGAAGAAGAAGAAGAAGGAAGGGCGGACACUGUUGGAACUGUUGGCUUUGUCGGUUAUCUGAGGAAGGAGGAGAGCCAAAGCCAUAUCAAUGGCGAAUGCUCCACCGGACAAGUGUCUGUUCAUCCCUUCUCUAUAGCGUCCUUCCCCACCCCACCAAAUAAAAAAUAAUAAAAAAUAAAAAUCCCCCCAACAAAUCGAAGAAUCUCCAAAUCUUCUCUGACAACUGAACGCCAAUGUUUUCCGUUUAAAGUCAACGCCUUUCCCUCUGUUUCAGCUUUUCCCGCAUCCCUUCACCCCCCCAGUUUUCCCCUUUUUGCCGCCGCCCCGUCGCUUCGAAGAAGCCGAGAUUCUGGUGGGUCUUUGUCUCCCCUGAUUCAUCCCCCCAUUUUCUUCCCCUUUGGUUGGAUCGGAUUGGGAGAUGAAAGUCGAGGGAGGAAGAGGGCAGAGUUGGGGUUUGGUGUAGAAACAUGGUGGAAUCCUGUCGGAUUGCAAAUGGGCUUAUUAUGCGAUCGCGGCCGAGCUCAUUAGUGCCUCCUCAUCCCCUCCGUCACCGGAACCUGCAUCUCCGCGUCGGCGGCUUUGUCGGAUGCCGUCUCCACUUCCUGAGAUCGGCAUUCGGUUCCUCGUCCGUUGCCGCCGGGGAAUUCUCCGAGCUCCGUCGUCGUCGUUGCCGUCUCAAUCUGCAACGGCGACUUCUCUGACUACCCUUUACACUCGUACGCGCAUCUCCGGGAUCGCCCUACACUGCUUUCUCCUCGCGUUUGUGGUUGCUCUCUGCUUCUUGACAGGAACAGGAAUGACUUCUCGAUCUGCUUCUGGUAAUAACAGUGGUUUAUUAGUUAAAUCUAGCGAUGUUUCCGACUCCGAGCCCGAUUUCAUAGAGGUUGAUCCCACCGGUCGCUAUGUUCGGUAUAGUGAGAUCUUGGGCAAGGGUGCUUUCAAGAAAGUUUACAAGGCAUUCGAUGAAGUCGAUGGCAUAGAAGUAGCUUGGAAUCAAGUGAAGGUUGAUGAUGUCUUGCAAACACAAUAUGAUUUGCAUAAGCUCUAUCUGGAAGUUCACUUGCUCAAACUUUUGAAGCAUGACAACAUCCUCAAAUUGUACCAUGGCUGGGUGGACUACAAGAAGAAAAACAUUAAUAUGAUCACGGAACUAUUUACAUCUGGAAGCUUGCGGCAAUACCGCAAGAAGCAUAAAAAGGUUGACAUGAAGGCUAUCAAGAAUUGGGCAAGGCAAAUUCUGCAAGGUUUAGUGUAUCUUCAUGAUCAAGAGCCUCCAGUUAUUCACAGAGAUUUGAAGUGUGAUAACAUAUUCGUAAAUGGGAAUCAAGGAGAAGUGAAAAUUGGAGAUCUUGGGUUGGCAACUGUCAGGAAGCAACCUACAGCUCGAAGUGUUAUCGGAACCCCCGAGUUCAUGGCGCCAGAGCUUUAUGAAGAGGAGUACAAUGAACUCGUCGACGUCUAUUCAUUUGGGAUGUGCAUAUUGGAAAUGGUGACUUUGGAGUAUCCAUAUAGCGAAUGCAAAAAUGCUGCUCAAAUAUAUAAGAAAGUUUCCUCGGGCAUUAAGCCUGCUUCGCUGAAUAAAGUCAGCGAUCCAGAAAUUAAGGCAUUUAUUGAGAAAUGUCUCGUUCCGGCCUCACAGAGACUCUCUGCCAAGGAGCUUUUGGCUGAUCCGUUCCUGCAAGGUGAUCUUUCACGGUUGGCAGUUCAAAGUCCGAGCUUAACAAAUUUGUCAGAACCGCUUCUAAUGGAUAUGGAUGGUGAUUCUAAGCAUCUAUCUCCUAGCACGUGCAUGGGGAGUAACAGUCACCCGGUUCUUGAAUUUGAGAGAAUGCAUGGGCAUAGCCUGUUCAAAUUGAGAGGAAGGAAAAAUGAUGAAAAUUCUGUCUCGUUGACCCUACGGAUUUACGUUCCAUAUAGUCCGGUUAAAAACAUUCAUUUCCUCUUUUACCUUGAUAGUGACACUGCUCUCUCUGUGGCGAGUGAAAUGGCCGAGCAGUUGUCAUUAGCACACCAUGAUGUGGUAUUUAUAGCUGGUUUUAUUGAUUUCCUGAUAAUGAAGCUUAUUCCUGGAUGGAAGCCUUCUGAUUAUCUAUCAGAUGGAGUGCGGAGCCCUCCUCUCGAUGAUGACAAAAUGGCAAUGGUCAGCCCGUCGGAUUCGAUGGUAACUAGCAUGCCUGCAGAAUUGAUGGCCCAGCAAGUUCCUCCCGAGAGCGUGCAUGCGAGGAGUUCCCAAGCUGGUGAUAAUCUUGACGAUGUUUAUCAGAGCGAGUACUACUCUUCUCCUGCUCUUGUUAAUCUGGACAAUCGGGACUCUCAGCAAUCCGUUGUUUCCGAAAUAGCCAUUGAAGAUUCUUCCACCAAGCACGACAAAUCGGUUGAAUUCGUUGAUUGCCCUAUGAAUGGAAGCUUCGAUGCUUCGAGUGCAACAAGUACUAAAGUUGGAAAUUUCAUACCAAUGAACGGACAUCUUAGGACUGCAAGGUUAUCUUCAAAUGAUAUGGAGGGACAUGUUAUGAGCUUGACGAGCAGCUGCUCAUCGCUCUCAUUGGCAGACAAAGAUAUAGACGUGGAGCUAAAGUUAGAACUCGACUCGAUAGAAGCCCAAUAUCAGCACUGGUUUCUAGAGCUCUCUAGGAUGAGAGAGGAGGCUCUGGAGGCUACUAAAAGGAGGUGGUUGGCCAAGAAAAAGCAUGCUGUUAAUAAUUAACGGAGGGAAGGGAAGGAAAAAAAAAAAAAAGAAAGAGAGAAAAAAAAUAUUCUCUCUGUUGAUAUUUGCUGAUUUGGUGAAUGUAUUAUUCUACCAGAUUAGUUUCUGCUGUUGCCCAAAUAUUUUGAUACUCCGUUAACUCGAGAGCUUGUUUGAAUACAAAUUGAGGCGAUAAUUUGAUUAGAAGUCUGCUGCUUAUUUCCUCCAAUCAUUGAA
Molecule: messenger RNA, 2967 nt
Organism: Punica granatum (pomegranate)
Lineage: Eukaryota; Viridiplantae; Streptophyta; Magnoliopsida; Myrtales; Lythraceae
Source: RefSeq, a predicted model, not a curated record